This is a messenger RNA of Microplitis mediator, 698 nucleotides long. It is a transcript of the gene Mpc1, whose product is annotated as mitochondrial pyruvate carrier 1. Gene Ontology annotation, cellular component: mitochondrial inner membrane. The transcript is spliced from 3 exons. Bases 256 to 579 code for a protein of 107 amino acids. Lineage: Eukaryota; Metazoa; Arthropoda; Insecta; Hymenoptera; Braconidae. The record is from RefSeq and is a predicted model, not a curated record. Gene Ontology annotation, biological process: pyruvate import into mitochondria.
GCUAAUGACAAAGAUAGAAAACCACAAAGCAUAGAGGAGUAGGGCCAGUAACCUCAUAUAUAUAUUCAUAUAUAUGUAUAAAAAUUUAUAUACCAGUGUUUAGUAUUUACAUACAUGCAUAACAAUUAAACGAACAAUAAAAGUUAUAAAAUUAAAUCGAAUAUUAAAUAUAAUUCAGUGUACUGCCAAUCAUUAAAGUGACGGGUUGAUUUCUUACUCAAUUAAUAAAUAAAAAGUCAUUAGAAAUAAUUAAAGAUGAAUAAAAUAAUGAAAUCACUUGCGAGUAAGGAGACCCGUGAUUAUUUAAUGAGUACACACUUCUGGGGUCCAAUAGCUAAUUGGGGUAUCCCGAUAGCAGCAAUCGCUGAUAUUCAGCGUGAUCCCAAGUUUAUCAGUGGGAAAAUGACUAUUGCUCUGUGUCUUUACUCGGCGAUGUUUAUGCGAUUUUCAUUGAAAGUCCAACCAAGAAAUCUACUACUUUUUGCUUGCCAUUUUACAAACGAAGGCGCGCAACUCACACAAGGAUUCAGAUUUAUAAAAUAUCAUUAUUUAGACGAUAAAAAGUCACAAGAUAACUGAUUACUUUAAACUGGAAGCUUUAAAUAUUUAUUAUAUUUACAUUGUCAGUGUAAAUUAUUGCUCCAGAUCUGUUAGAAAUUUUUUAAAUAAUUAUAUUAUGUAUAUUUAUUUAAACUCUA